Messenger RNA from Lolium rigidum, 2614 nucleotides. Its product is annotated as ribonucleoside-diphosphate reductase large subunit-like. Lineage: Eukaryota; Viridiplantae; Streptophyta; Magnoliopsida; Poales; Poaceae. Gene Ontology annotation, cellular component: ribonucleoside-diphosphate reductase complex. Gene Ontology annotation, biological process: deoxyribonucleotide biosynthetic process; DNA replication. The transcript is spliced from 17 exons. Gene Ontology annotation, molecular function: ATP binding; ribonucleoside-diphosphate reductase activity, thioredoxin disulfide as acceptor. The record is from RefSeq and is a predicted model, not a curated record. The coding region runs from base 1 to 2442 and encodes 813 amino acids.
AUGUACGUCGUCAAGCGCGACGGGCGGACGGAGACGGUGCACUUCGACAAGAUCACGGCGCGCCUCAAGAAGCUCAGCUACGGCCUCAGCCAGGACCACUGCGACCCCGUCCUCGUCGCGCAGAAGGUAUGCGCGGGAGUGUACAAGGGCGUCACCACCAGCCAACUCGACGAGCUCGCCGCCGAGACGGCCGCAGCGCUCACGGCAUCGCACCCGGACUAUGCAUCGCUUGCCGCCAGGAUUGCCGUGUCCAACCUCCACAAGAGCACCAAGAAGUCAUUCUCCGAGACUAUCAAGGAGAUGUACCAGCACUACAACGAGAGAUCUGGGCUCAUGUCCCCUCUCAUUGCAGAGGAUAUCUACGAAGUCAUCAUGAAGAAUGCCUCUCGCCUGGACAGUGAGAUUAUUUACGACAGAGACUUUGAUUAUGACUACUUCGGUUUCAAAACCUUGGAGAGGUCUUACCUCUUGAAGCUUGGUGGAAACGUCGUGGAAAGGCCGCAGCACAUGCUAAUGAGAGUUUCGGUAGGGAUACACAAGGACGACAUUGACUCUGCAAUCAAAACCUACCAUCUCAUGUCUCAGCGCUGGUUUACUCAUGCUUCGCCAACCCUUUUCAACGCUGGUACCCCUAGGCCCCAGCUUAGCAGCUGUUUUCUCAUCUGCAUGAAAGAUGAUAGCAUUGAGGGAAUCUAUGAUACUCUCAAGGAAUGUGCUGUCAUCAGCAAAUCUGCUGGAGGAAUUGGUGUCUCAGUACACAACAUUCGUGCUACUGGGAGUUAUAUUCGAGGAACAAAUGGGACAUCCAAUGGGAUUGUUCCUAUGUUACGUGUUUUCAAUGACACUGCUCGUUAUGUAGAUCAAGGUGGAGGCAAGAGAAAGGGUGCCUUUGCUGUGUACUUGGAGCCCUGGCAUGCUGAUAUCUUUGAUUUCCUUGAUCUGAGAAAGAACCACGGCAAGGAGGAGAAUCGUGCAAGGGAUCUUUUCUUUGGUCUCUGGGUUCCUGAUCUAUUCAUGCAGAGAGUACAAAAUAAUGAGGAUUGGUCCCUGUUUUGUCCUUAUGAAGCUCCAGGGUUGGCUGAUUCCUGGGGCGAGAAGUUUGAGGACUUGUACAAGAAAUAUGAGAGAGAAGGCAAGGCAAAGAAAGUUAUUCCAGCACAGUCCCUGUGGUUUGACAUUUUGAAGGCACAGAUAGAGACUGGAACACCUUAUAUGCUCUAUAAGGAUACAUGCAAUAGGAAAAGUAACCAGCAGAAUCUGGGCACAAUCAAGUCUUCAAACUUGUGCACUGAGAUAAUUGAGUUCACAAGUCCUGAGGAAACUGCUGUCUGCAACCUAGCGUCUAUUGCUUUACCACGUUUUGUAAGGGAAAAGGGUGUCCCUAUAGAGUCCCAUCCAUCUAAGCUUGUUGGUAGCAAUGGAUCACAAAAUAGAUACUUUGACUUUGACAAGCUGGGCGAGGUAACUUCAACUAUUACUUACAAUCUAAACAAGAUAAUCGAUGUGAAUUAUUAUCCUGUUGAAACCGCAAAGAGGUCCAAUAUGCGACACAGGCCAAUUGGCAUAGGUGUUCAGGGCUUGGCAGACACUUUCAUGUUACUUGGCAUGCCAUUUGAUUCAGCUGAGGCUCAGCAGUUGAAUAGGGAUAUUUUUGAAACUAUUUACUAUCAUGCUCUGAAAGCUUCUGCUGAACUGGCUGCUAAAGAAGGUCCUUAUGAAACAUAUCAAGGGUGCCCUGUCAGCAAGGGCAUUAUCCAACCUGACAUGUGGAAUGUAGUGCCAUCGAGCAGAUGGAACUGGCCAGCUUUAAGGGAGACUAUUUCUAAAGUUGGAGUGAGAAAUUCUCUUCUUGUUGCUCCAAUGCCCACUGCUUCCACUAGUCAGAUUCUUGGCAAUAAUGAGUGCUUUGAGCCUUACACAUCUAACAUAUACAGUCGACGGGUUUUAAGUGGAGAGUUUGUGGUGGUUAACAAGCAUCUUCUCCAUGAUUUGACUGAGAUGGGCAUUUGGACACCUGCUCUGAAAAACAAGAUUAUUUAUGAAGAUGGUUCUGUUCAAAAGAUGACUGAAAUCCCUGAUGAUCUUAAGGCAAUCUACAAAACUGUUUGGGAGAUCAAGCAGAAAACGUUGGUUGACAUGGCUGUUGAUCGUGGAUGCUACAUUGAUCAGAGUCAGAGCCUUAAUGUUCACAUGGACCAACCAAACUUUGCGAAGCUAACUUCAUUGCAUUUCCAUGCUUGGUCCAAGGGCCUGAAAACUGGGAUGUACUAUUUAAGAACACGUGCAGCCGCUGAUGCUAUCAAGUUUACAGUGGAUACAGGCUUUUUGAAGGUGAAUGGGGACACUGAUGUCAAACCAGCAGAGGAAGAUGAUGAGGCCAAAAUGGCACAGGUCGUCUGUUCCUUGAACAACCGGGAAGAGUGCUUGGCCUGUGGAAGCUAGAUGCAUCCACAACAUCACACCCAUCUAUUUCUCAAAGAUAGCAGCAUUACACAACCCAACUGGCUGGUCAUUUGGAGUUCAAUAAUGUGAGAAACGAGUUGUUGAUGUAGGGUUUGGUUAAGAUUCAGUUAUUUUACUGUGCAGCCCUUGAUCGCUGAGAUGCCAGCUUUGG